CCUGAGGCUGUGAGGAAUGGCGGGAGUUGAAGUCCAAAACAUCGGCAAGGCCCAAUUUUGCCCAUGUCUGAGAGAAAAUCCGUAUCGGGGAGGCCUGUGGCUGCACUGACCGCCUCUCUCUGAGCCUCGCCCCAGAGGAGGCCGCGGAGAGGCGUCGGCAGGAAGGGCGGGGCCGCCUCUGGAUUGCCGGCUUGGCCUUUCUUUCCGCCAUUCUUUCCCUCCGCCAAGGCCGGCCGAGAUGUUCAGCUGGCUGGGCAAGCAGGGCGGGCGCUCGCGGCCCGGCGAAGGCGAGGACGUGGUGGAGACGGUGACCGGAGGCCUGAAGGAGCUCUACGCCAAGAAGCUGCUGCCCCUCGAGGAGCACUACCGCUUCCAUGAGUUCCACUCGCCCGCCCUGGAGGAGGCCGACUUCGACAACAAGCCCAUGGUGCUCUUGGUGGGGCAGUACAGCACCGGGAAGACCACCUUCAUCAGGUAUCUGUUGGAGCAGGACUUUCCAGGAAUGAGGAUUGGUCCAGAACCAACUACAGAUUCUUUUAUUGCUGUCAUGUAUGGAGACACUGAAGGGAGUACACCAGGGAAUGCUCUUGUUGUGGACCCUAAGAAGCCAUUUCGUAAACUUGACCGUUUUGGAAAUGCAUUUUUGAACAGGUUCAUGUGUGCUCAGUUGCCUAAUCAGGUUCUGAAGAGCAUCAGCAUCAUCGAUAGCCCAGGCAUUCUUUCAGGCGAGAAACAGCGAAUCAGUAGAGGCUAUGAUUUUUGUGAGGUCCUACGGUGGUUCGGUGAGCGAGUUGAUCGCAUCAUCCUCUUAUUUGAUGCCCAUAAACUUGAUAUUUCUGAUGAGUUUUCAGAAGCAAUCAAAGCAUUCCGAGGUCAGGAUGAUAAAAUCCGAGUGGUGUUGAAUAAGGCUGACCAAGUCGACACUCAGCAAUUAAUGAGGGUGUAUGGUGCACUCAUGUGGUCUUUGGGGAAAGUGAUUAACACUCCAGAAGUAUUACGGGUCUACAUUGGUUCUUUUUGGGCCCAGCCCCUUCAAAAUACAGAAAACCGAAGACUGUUUGAGGCUGAAGCACAGGAUCUCUUCCAGGAUAUCCAGAACCUUCCACAAAAGGCAACUGUGAGAAAACUGAAUGAUCUCAUCAAGAGGUCACGACUUGCAAAGGUACAUGCUUAUAUCAUUAGCCAGCUGAAGAAAGAAAUGCCCUCUGUAUUUGGAAAAGAAGCUAAAAAGAAGGAAUUGAUCAGCAAGCUACCUGAAAUUUAUCGUCAGUUGCAACAAGAGCACCAAAUCUCACCAGGAGAUUUCCCAGAAGUCAAGAAGAUGCAGGAACUUCUAGAAGACUAUGACUUCACCAAAUUCCAUUCUCUGAAGCCAAAGCUGAUUGAAGCUGUGGACAACAUGCUGGCCAAUAAGGUUGCCUUCUUGAUGACCCUGGUGACCCAAGAAGAGCGAAGUAUGCCAAACCAGAAGGUGCAAGGUGGAGCAUUUGACGGCACCACAGCAGGGCCAUUUGACCGUGGCUAUGGGGAAGGUGCCAAGGAAGGUGCAGAUGAGGACGAGUGGGUGGUCGCCAAAGAUAAACCUGUAUACGAUGAAAUCUUUUACACUCUCUCACCAGUCAAUGGCAGAGUCUCUGGGGCCAACGCAAAGAAGGAAAUGUUGACCUCCAAACUGCCAAACAGUGUUCUGGGAAAAAUCUGGAAGCUUGCUGACUGUGACAGUGAUGGCAUGUUGGAUGAAGAAGAAUUUGCCUUAGCAAAACAUCUCAUCAAAAUAAAAUUGGAGGGAUAUGAACUACCCAGUAGCUUGCCUGUCCAUCUGGUACCUCCUUCACAUAGAAAAUCUUUACGUGGAGCACAAUGAUCAGUGCAUUAUGAAAACAUUAACCGCUGUGUUCUGUUACUCUAAAAACCACCUACGAUGGAUUUUUAAAUACCCUUUGAAAAUAAGGCUAUUGACAAGCAUAUUUGGCUACUUAAGAGAGAGAGAGAGAGAGAGAGAGAGAGAGAGAGAGAGAGAGAGAGAGAGAGAGAGAGAGAGAGAGAGAUAAAAAUCACAGUUGUGUUGGGAGAAAACCAUGAAAUCCAUGAGUGAUCAGAGCCUGUUUCACUGAAAGUAUGUGCACUGGAUACAUGAUUAUUAGUGCAGUCUUCUCAUUGUGUGUCAAGUACAUUCAGUGUAUGUAUAAUUUGUGAUAAAGGGUGUGGUAGCUGUUACUCCUUCUACAAGUAAAUGCCUUCAUAAGUUUAACAUGGCCCUGGAUUUUGAUGCUACAUUAUGUUCAAAUUAGAGCAACCAGCAAUGUAACAAGGGGUUGAAUUGGAAGUCUGCUUUUGAAAUGUGCAUAUUAAAAGUGCCUUUUCAGUGACCUUCUGAAAGAUUUUUUGUUUCAAACAGGAACAACGCUCUUGCCAUUUUUGCCAUAGUUACAGUCAAAACACUGAAAUAGGAUGGGUUGGUGUAAAAUAAUUUUAACUUUGAAAAUUAAUUCUUGUACAUUAAUUUCUUUAUUACUGCUUAUAUAUUCCCUUUAAAUUGAAAUGUAACUUUGAAAGCCACCAUUGUGGAGAAGAUACUGAUUUAUUCAUUAAUGAUACUUGAACUAUCUUAAUGAUAUCUGUAGUCUGAAAUUCAUAGAUUAUAAGGAUUCAGUUUGAUGCAGCUUUAUUCUUGGAAUUAAAAAUUAAAGGCUUGUACCAAAUAUCUGCAAAUAAAGAUGUAGCAGUCAGCAAUCGCCCUUCAGUCUAUGUUUCCUACCAAAUAUUGUUGGACUGAAACACACAGCAGCCUCAUCUAGCAUAGGCAAUAGCAAAGAUGCCCAUGUGUUCCUGUCCUACAAUAUCUGGGAGCCUACAAAAUUCCUGCUUCUUGUGUAAGUGUUUUUGUAUGAACAUAGAGUUCAAUUUAGAAAAACAACCAAUUGCUAUAAUGAGUUAUAUAUGCAUUUACAUUCAAAAUCCUAACAGAGUUUUGUACUUACUAUAGAAGUUACCCCUUAACUUUUUAUAACUAUGGCUGCCCAGAAUUUCCCUGUUGAAUCAGACCAUGGUUCUGUCUAAUCCAACCCUAUGUUGCCAAUAUAAAUGUCUUUGGGAAUCGUACAGAGAGUUGAAAGUUAUUCUAUCUCUGAUCACUACAUUUCCAUCCUGCAUCAUCUCUGAUAGCUAUUGGCAAAGUAUCUACUGUCCUAUUGUUUUAUAAAGCUACUAGCUGUGCCCGGCCAUGCUUUGCUGUGGCGAAGUAUGGUGGUAUGGGAAAUAAAGUAUUGAGUAUUGGUGGUAGUUAAGGUAAAGGGUAAAGGUUUUACCUUACAUUAAGUCCAUUAUAAAUGGGUUAUAUAGCUGCGUGGAAGGGCCUUGAGUCUAUACUGCCAUAUAAUCCAAUUAAAAUCAGACAAUCUGUAUUUUAUAGGCAGUGUGGAAGAGGCCUAAGUGAGGCCUAACUCUGCCUGUCCCCUGGGCUGAGUGGAUUGCUAGGAGACCAAGUGGGCGGAGCUUAGCCUUCUAACUGGCAGCAAUUGGAUAAAAACAAUUAUUCCUCUCCCUCUAAUUAGGACUUUAUUUUUCUUUUCUUUUUGUUGUAUGAACGUAGAGGCAUGGAUGAGGGGUUGUGCUGCCAAGUUUAGUGUUUCUGGGAUGUUUAGUUUUGUUGUUUUGUCCUAGGCUGAAAUGUCAUUACCCUUUUAUAUAUAUAGAUGUAGGUUAGUGACCAUUGUCAAAUAUUGUGGGAGUUAAUUUGAACUUGUAAUACUAUGAAAUCCUUAUUUUGUUUUGGGGUUGUUAAUUUGGAAUUUUUUGUUGCUUUAAGAAAGUAUGUUGUACUGAAAACAAUGCACUUUCUCUUUUCUGCAAUGUUUGUUUACAAAAAUCUCAGUUUCAUCCCAAAGUAUGACUUUACAAAAGACACCUGCACAUUUUAUGGGGCUAUCGUGUGUCAGUAAAAUAUGUGCUGACACAAACUUUGUUGUUGUGUGCCUUCAAAUUGUUUCCAAUCUAUGGCAAUCUUACCACAGGGUUUUCUUGGCAAGAUUUGUUCUACUUGAUAGUACUUUGUGCAACCAAAGCUGUGGGCUACAGUCCGAAAAUACACAUAGCGAGCUUUCUUUCAUCCCCUGGUCUUCUAUGCACUCCUUUCACCGUGUGGGCAGUCUCAAGUCUAGGGAUAUCAUAUGAAAAAGGAAGAUCCCUGAAGAGUAGAAUCAUUUUUCACAAAAUAGGACAUUUUUCAACCCUCCACCCUAGAUCUUUUAAUGUGGAAUUUCUAGGGAUUUGACCAUGGAAAGCAUAUGCUCAGCCAGUGAUCUAUCAUCUACUUCAAUAAUGCUGUUUUUGCAUCUUGGUUAUAGCAGUUUUCCCAUGCAUUAUAUUUUGGAACUGGUUCAUUACCAUAUGACAACUGAAAAGCUGACACUAUCUGCUUAGUAUAUCUUUUCAUGUCAGAAAUAUCAAUUGACUAGCAACUCACACCCUGAUUAUGUUACCUACUUGGAUGCAUUUUUUGCUUAGAAAAACAAGUCUAGGUUUGUGGUGUGAUCUUUUUUUCUCUCUCUUUGGAAUUAAAGAUUUUCAGAUAAUCUGUGAAAACCUUUUGUCAUCCUCCCCCCCCCCCCCCCACGGAUAGUAAUAGCAAAUUGAAAGAAUGUGGAGGUCUUGGGAGGGGAUUGACAUGGUCACAGCCCCAAAUAAUAGCUGGAAGAUCAGAUGAAAAUCCAAUCUUUAGUUAAGAUUCUUCUGCAAGUAGUUCUCAUUUGUUACAGUCCAUGAGGACUGGAAGUUUACCUCCCAAUACCAAUAGGAAAUAGUAAACCAUGGGGCAUUAAAUAGACAUCAUGAUGUUAAAUUCUGGAUUAUAUCAUUUUUCCCAUGACAAAGGAAGAACAAAACAUGUUCAUCCAAUUUCAUUUGAUCCUCACUCAAGGAGAGCCAUGUAUAUGGUUGAAUAUUGCCAUGUUGAGAUCAUCUUUCUUCCCUUUAUCCAGCGCAAUGGGGAAUAUUUCUCCAAUUCACUGUUUUCUUUUGAAAUUUCUUUAGUUCUUUUUAUGAAAUUACUUUCCUCUUUAUUGUGUUAUUCUGCAGGCAUUUUGGAGUUUUACAACCAAAAUUUGUUUUGUUUUGUUUUCCAUUUUUUUAAUGAUUAAAAACACCCUUGUUCAACAACUUCAGUGUUUGAAUGCCAUAAUGGCUUUAAAAACAUCACAGCAGUGUCUUUAAGAUGCACAAAGGAGUGUACUAGGUCUUUUUUCUGCUGUGGUUUUGUUAUUUCAACAGCUACGGGUUUGAAACAAAAUUACUAGCCUGGAACAAGAUUACAUGAGUGAUUCCCCCAUGCACCUGGCAUCUUGAGUGUCUCCUUUGCACAACUCCUGUUUGGGAGAUGUAUAAGCUGUAUCCACAUUAGAAACAUGGUCUCCCUUUUUCACAGAGACACAGCAAUUCUAUUGUUACAUCCAAAAUGUGGUUACCAGGGCAUUGUAAAUUGGACUUGCAUUCUUGCAAUGCAUUUAGAUAAUUGGGAUUUCAUUACAGAUGCCUUCACAUUCUUGGCCAUAUUUAAGAAUCUUUUAAAAAAAAUACCACCAUACAAAUAGAUGUCACCUUUGCCUAUUUCAGGUGUUAGUAAAAUGUGCCCUGACAAAGUUUUCCCCUUUGAUGUGCUUCCUAUAUUUUCCUGGACUAGCCUUUUCUGGAAGCCUCCAAGAAUAAAGAUUCAUCUGCUAAAUAGAUUGCAGUGUUCCUUGCAUUGUUUAACAUUUUCAAAAUCGAUUUUCAAAGACCAGAAAUGGACCUCUGAAAGGUCUGUGGUGUUUUGUUGCCAAAACAACAAGGACCUAAGGCUGUAAAUUAAUCAUAGAAAUAAAAAAAAACCUUGCCCAUUCUUGCCUUUUCCAGUUUCCACAAACUUCCAUACAGCUGUGAUUUCCUCAGCUACAUGUCCGGUUUUCAAAAUUGCAUAAAAAUACAUACAAAGGAAACAAGAAAGCCCCAUGGUAUUGAUGGAAAUCCAGUUUUUCUGACCAGUGGAAUCUGUAAAUAUAAACCUGUAGUUUUUUGUGAAGUGAUAAAUGGCAUUGGCAACAUAAGAUUCAAUGUUGAAUUGGCAAGUUCAGCUCACUAAAAUGACCCAUGCUCCCAUUGUGACCUAGAACCUUGAACAAGUUGUUAAACCUAAAUGUUAUUUCUCACCUUGAUCCUUCCUUUUUAUUGUGCCUGAGCUAUGUAAACUUAUUUCAAACAAAAAUUAUUAUAUUUAUCAUCCAAAAUUUGGUCUUUGCUAGUUUAAAUAUAGCUCACGCUAACUGUGGUCUUUUUAUUUUAAUGCAGCCUUCCAAAACAUGGUGCCACUCCAUCCCCUAACAGUGUUAUGGGAGUUGUAGCCCAAGGCACUCUUGGACUUUUUCAGGAUUAUGAAGGUUAAUAGGUCUACGUGUCUUUAAAAAUGUGAAUUUCCUUAUUUAAUCAAAGUGUUGUUUCUAUUUAAUUAGUGUUAACUAAUUAGAAGCGAAAUCAGCUUUUGAAAAAUCCACAUUGAUUGACUAGUCCUUGUCUCGAUGUUAAAUAUUUUAGGCAUAAACUAGAGAUAAUAUUUUAUACAUUUUUCUUUAAAACUCAAAGUAACAAACUUUUGGUGCACAUGUUUUCCCCAAAGGUUUAAAUUUCUUAGUAUUGCACUUUGAUUAUAUGCACAAAAAUAACAGAAACUGUAAUAUAUUUUUGUAUGUGCUUCUUAAUCUGCUAUUGAUUUUUUUUGUAAUUGUAUUAGAAAAAUGAUGGUCAAUAAAAUUAAAACAAAUA
Messenger RNA from Anolis carolinensis (green anole), 6792 nucleotides. It is a transcript of the gene ehd4, whose product is annotated as EH domain containing 4. Gene Ontology annotation, cellular component: plasma membrane; cytoplasm. Gene Ontology annotation, biological process: endosomal transport; endocytosis. The record is from RefSeq and is a predicted model, not a curated record. The coding region runs from base 239 to 1864 and encodes 541 amino acids. NCBI's taxonomy places the organism in Eukaryota, Metazoa, Chordata, Lepidosauria, Squamata, Anolidae. The transcript has 6 exons. Gene Ontology annotation, molecular function: protein binding; calcium ion binding; GTP binding.